GGGCCACGGGAGGUGUGGGUUGUAGGUCCCCCCGGGAGGCGCCUCCCCCAGCAGGGACGCUGCUCAGCGCCUCCCGGCAGCGCCUAGCCCCAGUCGCGCGGGCGGGCUCAGCCUAGUCUCUCCGCUGCUGUGACAGCCCGUGGUGUUUCCCGGGUGUGCCCCUGGUGGAUGGAAAAGAGCGGGACUGCGUUCCGCCGACCUCUAGCUGGUCGAGGAAGGGCUUCUGAACCCCGGGUUAGGAUGAGUGUUUCCAGGUGCUUACAGUGUGCUGGGCACUGCCCCAAGAGUUUUUACCUUCAUUUAACUCACUUAAUCCUCGCAACAACCCUAUGAGAUAAUGUAGGGUAAUUAUCCUCAAGUUACAGAUAAGGAAUUGAGGCACACAGAGAUGAAGUACCUUCCUUGAGGUUACCCAGCCUUUACUUUAUGUGGUAGUCUGUAUUUUAUGGUUCUGAUGAUGGAGGAUGGCAUUUAAAUAUUGUAGGUGUUAUUUGUUGGUGGAUGCAUUAGCAAAUUCUGUAGAUCUCUGUGGGUGCAUUUUAUUGUUAUUUUGAACCAAUUUUCGUGAGCGUUGUUGCCUGAAGAUAACCUUUUGGUAGAGCUGGAACUCUGUUGUAGGGUUUGAACUGAGGCUACCAAGGCCUCCUUCUGAUUCUUUUUUAAGUUGGCAAAGGCUCAGAAAGGAGUCAUCCCAGUGCCACAAAGCAAAGCACGGGGAGAAGGGCUAUUUCAGAGCCUUCAGAACAUAUUUCCUUCCAAAUGAGGUCAUUUCUUCAGACUGAAGAGGGCAGGAAAUAAGGGAGAAUUCUUCCUGGAUCAAGAAUUGAUUAUAGGAGGAAGUGGCACUAUCAAAAGAAUUUCAGAUGGUUAGGGUAACAGGAGGUGGCCAGGGCUGGAAAGUUAGAGUCAUAUAAAGGAGCAGAUAGUGUCUGCUGUUGUUGCAGCACUUUGUGAUCACUUUACUUAGACGGUAAUGCUUUGGUGAGGAUAUAGUAUCUGUAAAGUAUUAAGGAAGUGGUGACCCAAAUAACUAAAAGAUGAAGAAAGGAAAGAAAACUUUCCACAUCAUGGUGAAUAAACCCUUUGGCUGGAAUCUGGAUAAGGGAAUGACCCUGACCUUGUGGAGAUAGUGGCCUCCUGGCCUCUUCAAUAUGUAUCUGGGGGCUCUCCCUGAGACUUCUGUCACAUACAUCAGCCCUUCCUUCCCCAUUUCAUAUGCAUCCUCCAAAGCAAGGAAAAGGAAAGCAUCUGCCCAUGCUUUAGUCCAGCAGCUACUAAUGACAACUUCACAAAUUCUCUGAGGGCAUCCUUCCUUAAAUGUUGUUAGUUGCCAUCAAGUUGGCUCCAACUUAUGGUGACCCCAUGUACAAUAGUACUAAACGUUGCCCUGUCCUGAGCCAUCUUCGUAUUCAUUGGUAUGCUUAAAUCCAUUUUUGUGGCCACUGUGUAUUUUGAGUGCCUUCCAGCCUAGGGGGCUUAUCUUCCAGCACUAAAUCAGACAAUAUUCUGUUUUGAUCAAUAGGGUUUUCAUUGGCUAAUUUUUGGAAGUAUUUUGCCAGACCUUUCUUCCUAAUCUGUCCUAGUCUAGAAGCUCCACUGAAACCUGUCCACCAUGGAUGACCCUGCUGGUAUUUGAAAUACCAGUGGCAUAGCUUCCAGCAUCAUAGCCACAUGCAAGCCAUCACAGUAUGACAAACAGGGGGUCACCCUUAAAUGUACACCAUCACAAUUUUCAAAUUAAUUGCUUUGAGGUGACCUCAGCAAUAAUAUAUUCCUUAUAUUUUCAAAAAAUGAUACUCAUUUUUUUGAAAUGCUGUGCCAUCUUUUAACUUGUAGUGUUCACAAAAUUUUGUGAGAAAAGACAAGUACUAGUAAGGCUAUUUUACAAAAAAACAAAUCCAUUGCCAUCAAGUCAGUUCCAACUCAUGUUGACCCCAUGUGUUACAGAGUAGAACUGUUCCAUAGGGUUUUCUUGGCUCUAAUACUGUUACAAAGUGGGGCCAAGUUUUGUGAAAGGCGAGUGACUUUCCCCAGGAUGCACAGCCCUAUGGUGGUAGAGCAGUGUCACCACCUGCCUUCUAGCAGUGUCAGCUGCCUUGUGUUUUGACCUUCAGGAGGAAGUAAAGGGACUACUACUGUCAUACACUGAACUCUUACCACAUGUGAGGAAAUUGACAAAUAGGCUUAAUUAUAUGCCUCAGAUCGCCUAAGGAGUUUGGAGGGAUUUGGCCCCAAACCAUCCCCUUUCCCUUUCAUAAUCAAAGAACUAGGAACUUAAACCCAGACAUGAAUGUCCAUUGUCCUUUUCUUUGUGUAUGGGAGUGGAUGGGACUUUUAGGCAUUCAUCUUACCUCUUAAUCCUUCAGGUUUUAUUCAGCUAGCCAAAAAUGGAAUUACUAGACUGGUGACUCUGAAUGUCUUAGGAUAAGACAGUCUUUCCUCUUUCACUAGCUCUGCCUUUGACCAAGAGGAGGCUGAAGAGGGAAAGGUCACUGUCUACUUCACUAUAAGAUAUACAUCCCACACAAGUUUAGGGUUCUUCCCUCUUUUCUGAAAGUUUGUGUCAUCUUGCCAAGCUGAGACACAUUUAUUUCUUUCCCUAAAACUUCCCUUCUUCAGUGAGUCUGCCAAAUUUUUUCCAGUGUGGGCUAUUCCUAUUUGCCUGCAGACUGCUAUUAGUAUCUUCCUCCACCCUCACUCGCUCUGUUUCAUCAUUAGGUGAUUGAAGAAAACAGCCUUAUUGACCUAUUUCUUGGUUUCAUUUGAAACAUGGAGGUUUAUCACAUGUCUCUGGGGAUCUGAAAAACAGUAGGUUCAUUCUAGUCUUAUCCCUAUUCUAUUCCUUAUUCCCUAGUCUUAUCCUUAUUCUAGUCUAGCCAGAUGGGCAUGUGCCUCAGAGUUUAGGAUCUUAAAUUAAACUGACAGGAAUCAGAUAGCUAUGGACUAAACAAUCAAGUCCAGUCUCCUCAUUUUACAAAUGAGGUGGCAUGAAACCCAGAUUGGUUGUUUUUCCCUGGUUUCUGUAUAUCUACCAACAGAGCUAUGACCAAGAUCCAGAUUUUCAGAUCAAUGCUUAUAUCAUGGGGCCUCAUCUGAUGGUUCAUUGAAUUGUGCUAGCAAGCCGCUUGCACUGAGGUGACACUUAAGUGGGGCUUGGAGAAUUUAAUUCUUAGACUAUAUAGACAGGGGUGCUUACUGCAGCCUUCCAGGGGCUACCUGCAGGAAUCAGUUGAGUUUAGUUUCUUGGCCACUUAGGGGCAACAGGAAUGGACAGUGUGAUGUAGGUGUUCUUUCUUUUCCUGUUGAGAGGCAAUCAAUUCUGUGUAGUGUAGUGAGUUUCAGUUCAAGAUUUAUCACUUGGCCUUGGACCAAAUUACUUAACCUCUUUGUGUCUCAAGUUCUUUAUUUGUAUUACAGGAAUAAUACUAGUACCCUGUCAUCAAGUUCUUGUUGUUAGGCGCUGUCGAGUCGGUUCCAACACAUAGCGACCCUAUGCACAACAGAACGAAACACUGCCCGGUCCUGGACCAUCUUUAAAAUCGUUGUUAUACUUGAGCCCAUCGUUGCAGCCACUGUGUCAGUCCACCUCAUUAAGGGUCUUCCUCUUUUCCGCUGACCCUGUACUCUGCCAAGCAUGAUGUCCUUCUUCAAGGACUGAUCCCUUCUGACAACACGUCCAAAGUAUGUAAGACGCAGUCUCGCCAUCCUUGCCUCUAAGGAGCAUUCUGGUUGUACUUCUUCCAAGACACAUUUAUUUGUUCUUCUGGCAGUCCAUGGUAUAUUCAAUAUUCUUCACCAACACCACAAUUCAAAGGCACCAAUUCUUCUUCGGUCUUCCUUAUUCAUUGUUUAGCUUUCACAUGCAUAUGAUGCGAUUGAAAAUACCAUGGCUUGGGUCAGGCGCACCUUAGUCUUCAAGGUGAUAUCUUUGCUCUUCAACACUUUGAAGAGGUCCUUUGCAGUAGAUUUGCCCAAUGCAAUGCGUCUUUUGAUUUCUUGACUGCUGCUUCCGUGGCUGUUGAUUGUGGAUCCGAGUAAAAUGAAAUCCUUGACAACUUCAAUCUUUUUUCCGUUUAUCAUGAUGUUGCUCAUUGGUCCAGUUGUGAGGAUUUUUGUUUUCUUUAUGUAGAGGUGCGAUCCAUACUGAAGGCUGUGGUUUUUCAUCUUCAUUAGUAAGUGCUUCAAGUCCUCUUCACUUUCAGCAAGCAAGGUUGUGUCAUCUGUGUAACACAGGUUGUUAAUGAGUCUUCCUCCAGUCCUGAAGCUCCGUUCUUCUUCAUAUAGUCGAGCUUCUUGGAUUAUUUGUUCAGCAAACAGAUUAAAUAGGUAUGGUGAAAGAAUACAACCCUGACGCACACCUUUCCUGACUUUAAAACAAUCAGUAUCCCCUUGUUCUGUCUGAACAACUGUCUCUUGAUCUAUGUAAAGGUUCCUCAUGAGCACAAUUAAGUGUUCUGGAAUUCCCAUUCCUUGCAAUGUUAUCCAUAGUUUGUUAUGAUCCACACAGUCAAAUGCCUUUGCAUAGUCAAUAAAACACAGGUAAACAUCCUUCUGGUAUUCUCUGCUUUCAGCCAGGAUCCAUCUGACAUCAGCAAUGAUAUCCCUGGUUCCACGUCGUCUUCUGAAACUGGCCUGAAUUUCUGGCAGUUCCCUGUCGAUAUACUGCUGCAGCCGUUUUUGAAUGAUCUUCAGCAAAAUUUUUUUCCCAUGUGAUAUUAAUUAUAUUGUUCUAUAAUUUUCACAUUUGGUUGGAUCACCUUUCUUGGAAAUAGGCAUAAAUAUGGAUCUCUUCCAGUCAGUUGCCCAGGAAGCUUUCUUGGCAUAGACAGGUGAGCACCUCCAGCACUGCAUGCGUUUCUUGAAGCAUCUCAGUUGAUAUUCCAUCAAUUCCUGGAGCCUUGUUUUUCACCAGUGCCUUCAGAGCAGCUUGGACUUCUUCCUUCAGUACCAUUGGUUCCUGAUCAUAUGCCACCUCUUGAAAUGGUUGAAUAUCGACUAAUUCUUCUUGGUAUAAUGACUCUGUGUAUUCCUUCCAUCUUCUUUUGAUGCUUCCUGCAUCAUGUAAUAUUUUUCCCAUAGAAUCCUUCACUAUUGCAACUUGAGGCUUGAAUUUUUUUUUUUCCAGUUCUUUCAGCUUGAGAAACACCAAGCAUGUUCUUCCCUUUUGGUUUUCCAUCUCCAGCUCUUUGCACAUGUCAUUAUAAUACUUUACUUUGUCUUCUCGAGCUGCCCUUUGAAAUGUUCUGUUCAGCUCUUUUACUUCACCAAUUCUUUUUGCUUUAGCUGCUCGACGUUUGAUAGCAAGUUUCAGAGUCUCCUCUGACAUCCAUCUUGGUCUUUUCUUUCUUUCCUAUCUUUUCAGUGACCUCUUGCUUUCUUCAUGGAUGAUGUCCUUGAUGUCAUUCCACAACUCGUCCAGUCUUUGGUCACCAGUGUUCAAUGCGUCAAAUCUAUUCUUGAGAUGGUCUCUAAAUUCAGGUGGGCUAUACUCAAGGUCAUAUUUUGGCUAUCGUGGACUUGCUCAGAUUUUCUUCAGUUUCAGCUUGAACUUGCAUAUGAGCAACUGAUGGUCUGUUCCACAGUCAGCCCCUGGCCUUGUUCUGACUGAUGAUAUUGAGCUUUUCCAUCAUCUCUUUCCACAGAUGUAGUCAAUUUGAUUUCUGUGUGUUCCAUCUGGCGAGGUCCAUGUGUAUAGUCGCCGUUUAUGUUGGUGAAAGAAGGUAUUUGCAGUGAAGAAGUCGUUGGUCUUCCAAAAUUCUAUCAUUCAAUCUCCAGCAUUGUUUCUAUCACCAUGGCCAUAUUUUCCAACUACUGAUCCUUCUUUGUUUCCAACUUUCGCAUUAAAAUCACCAGUAAUUAUCAGUGCAUCUUGAUUGCAUGUUCAUCAAUUUCAGACUGCAGCAGCUGAUAAAAAUCUUCUAUUUCUUCAUCUUUGGCCCUAUUGGUUGGUGCAUAUAUUUGAAUAAUAGUCGUAUUAACUGGUCUUCCUUGUAGGCGUACGGAUAUUAUCCUAUCACUGACAACGUUAUACUUCAGGAUGUAUCUUGAAAUGUUUUUGACGAUGAAUGCAACACCAUCUUCAAGCUGUCAUUCCCAGCAUAGUAGACUAUAUGAUUGUCCGAUUCAAAAUGGCCAAUACCAGUCCAUUUCAGUUCACUAAUGCCUAGAGUAUUGAUGUUUAUGCAUUCCAUUUCAUUUUUGACGAUUUCUAAUUUUCCUAGAUUCACACUUCGUACAUUCCAGGUUCCGAUUAUUAAUGGAUGUUUGCAGCUGUUUCUUCUCAUUUUGAGUCAUGCCACAUCAGCAAAUGAAGGUCCCAAAAGCUUUACUCUAUCCACGUCAUUAAGGUCGACUCUGCUUUGAGGGGGCAGCUCUUCCCCAGUCAUCUUUUGAGUGCCUUUUAACCUGGGGGGCUCAUCUUCCAGCACUAUAUCAGACAAUGUUCCACUGCUAUUCAUAAGGUUUUCACUGGCUAUUACUCUACAGAAGUAGACUGCCGGGUCCUUCUUCCUAGUCUGUCUUAGUCUGGAAGCUCAGCUGAAACCUGUCCUCCAUGGGUGACCCUGCUGGUAUCUGAAUACCAGUGGCAUAGCUUCCAGCAUCACAGCAACACACAAGCCCCCAGAGUACGACAAACCAAGGGGCACCAAGCUGUUGUGAGGAAUUAAUAAGUUAAUAUUUAUAAAUUCUUAGAACAGCAACCAAUGUCACAAAACAGUUUGUGUAUUGUUUAAUGAGAAAAUUUAUUUGCUCUGUAAACUUUCACCUGAAGCACAAUAGAAAAUGAAUAAAUAAAAUGCUUACAGGCAGGCCAAAGAAGGGCUUUUUCCAGAUACUGCACCUCCAAGUUUCAGAGUUAGGGUUCAAAAAAAAUUUUUUUUUUGAAGGUAUAAACUUUCUCAGUGGAGUCUCUGUGUCUAUCACAUGUGUCUAGUAUCUGGGAAUCUUAAUAUCCAUGGGAAGUUUUGGCCCCUUUGACAAGGAGGGAAUCCACCGGGCCUAUGGGAAGCUGAGUUUGUGUUUAGACUCUUCUGCUAGGAGAAGAAUGUUGGUGGGGAGGCUGGUCCCAGCUAGCACAUUGUCUAGGCAACCCAGAGUAAGUUUUUAAGGCUGUUUUUGGACAAUUCAACUUGUCAAGUCACACAAACUUUUUAAGGCACAGCUUCCUGGGCUCCAUCAGAUUUACUAGGUCUGAGGUAAAGCCCAGAUAUCUGGAGUAACACGUUCUAUAGGUGGUUUUUCAUUUGGGGUGGGGGGUGGGGAAUGUAACCUAUCUUUUGGAAUCCAAUUUUAGCCCCUUUCAAAUACCCAUUUUCUUGAGUCCUUCCUGCCGCAGCUCCUGGGAAACUACGCCCUACCUUUUUUAUAUAUCAAAGCAUUGAGACUGAGCUCAGAAUAGCUUUGUGUCUCCAGCAGCAACAGCCUUGUGUUAAAUCAUUUCCAAUCAGUAGGAAUCCAAGCACGUGAAUUGGACAUGAUCACCCAGUUGGAGGGAGAACAAUGGUGGAUACUGAAUCUUCAUGGAGCUGAAGAGGACAGGGCCCAGAAAUACCUGUCUAGAAGGGGAGAUUUGAACUGAAACCAAAGCAUUGACACCAAUCAGGCUAUUCCUAAAGAACUCAAGUUUUCACAGCCAGCAAUAGAAAGUCUCAGAGGGAAUAUGAAUGAAGAAGCCUGUAAAAUUAAGGGCCAGUUAUCAAGGCAUACACAAAGUCCUGCACAGAUGAAGUCCUCUUUUGAGAAAACAGAGAUCAAAAAAGUAUCAAUGACCCUCAAGGAAAUUUCCACUGGAGAGAGAGGCUCAGAGUCCAGUGAAUUUAUUCGGAGCUCAAACACAGAUACACAACAAAAAAUUCCAAAGGGAGAUAGAUCCCACAUAUCUAGGAAAAACUCCAAAGAUAAUUCAGACUCAAUGAAACACCAGAAACUCUUCCCACAAAAGAAACCUUGUAAAUGCGAUCAAUGUAGAAAAGCCUUUAACUACCAGUCAGACCUUAUUGUACACAGUAGAAUCCAUGGUGGAGAAAAGCCUUUUGAGUGCAACGAAUGUGGGAAAACUUUCAGCCGAAGUACACACCUUAUUGAACAUCAAAGAACUCACACUGGAGAGAAACCUUAUGAAUGUAGUGAAUGUGGAAAAGCUUUUAGCCGAAGUACACACCUUAGUCUACAUAAGAGAAUCCAUACUGGAGAGAAACCUUAUGAAUGUAGUGAAUGUGGAAAAGCCUUUAGCCGGAGCACAAACCUUAAUCAACAUCAGCGAACUCAUACUCAAGAAAAACCUUACAAAUGUAGUGAAUGUGGGAAAGCCUUCAGUGACCGUUCAACCAUAAUUCAGCAUCAACGAAUACACACUGGAGAGAAUCCCUAUGAAUGCAGUGAAUGUGGAAAAGCUUUCAGUUGGAUCUCAUCUCUUAUAGAACAUCAGAGGAUGCACACUGGAGAGAACCCGUAUGAGUGCAGUGACUGUGGGAAAGUGUUCAGUAGAAGCUCAUCACUUACUGAACAUCAGAGAAUCCACACUGGAGAAAAGCCCCAUGAGUGCAGGGAGUGUGGAAAGGGCUUCAGUCGAAGCUCAUCCCUUAUUAUUCACCAGAGAAUUCAUACUGGAGAGAAACCUUACAAAUGUAAUGACUGUGGGAAAGCCUUCAGUCAGAGUUCAACUCUAAUCAGACAUCAGCAACUUCACACUAAAGAGUAAUAUAAUACCUGAGCUUUUAUUAAUGUUAGCACAAGAGCACAUAUCCAUAGCCUCCCACAGAUGGAAAAAACUUGUUUGAAUUUUCCUUUCCUACUAACUAUAAAAAAAAUUUUUUUUUUUCUUUUUUACUAAGUAUAAGCCAGUUUCAAACUUUUUUUUUUUAACUGAGUGAUCAAUACAUCAAGGGGAUGACUUUAAAAACCUAACAUAUUGAAUGUCACAUUCUGGAGGGCUCCACCCUUAGAGUAUAGAACUGCCUCACAGGUAUCUUGCAGUUCCUUACCUUGUCUUGGGUCUUAGGUCCCCAAAAGGAGCCUUGGUGGCACAGUGGUUCAGUGCUAACUGAAAGGUCAGUGGUCCAAAUCUAUCAGCCCUCCCACAGGAGAAAGAUGUGGCAGUCUACUUCUAUAAAAAUUACAGCCUUGGAAACUCUAUGGGGCAGUUCUACUCUGUCCUGUAGAAUAGCUGAGUCAGAAUCAACUCAACAAAAACUGGUCUAGUUUGGUUCCCCAAACAACCAGUGAACCCUCUGUAUCCCAACCACAUCAGCUCCUUCCCUUAAAUCUUGUAUGUGUAUGUGUGUGUGUUUUCAUACUUGCUGACCCCAGUAGCAGAAGAAAAGGAGUAGCCUUCAGCGCAGGAUCACCAAUUCGGGGAUAAUAGUGUUGAGACAAGUUCAGUUUCCAAACUUAUAAGGACAAAUUUUUCUCUUCUUCCUCUGUACCUCACUUUUUUUUUUUUUUGCUAUAUCAUAUAUUCAUUAAAGUAUAACUCACACUAAUCCUAGUGUUAUUUUAUCACAUCAUUAUCAAGUAUGUCCUAAAAAUCUUAGCAAUGUUUAUUUCCUCCAUUAUCUUGAAAAAAAAAAUGCUUCCAAUUGCUACUUUAUUUUUUUAAAUCUCUCUUUUGUUAUAGGGUCACUAUGAGUCAGAAUCGAUGGUGACAGGCUUUUUGGUUUUGUUUACAGAAUUCAUGAAACAUACACCCUCUGGCUUUGACCCUCACUAAUCUUGUAAAGCUGAUUUCUGAAAGACAAACUCAGUGACUAUUUCUCAAUCCUCUUCCAGCUUGAAUAAAAUCGGCACUUUCGUUAAAAAGAAAUAAGGAAAAAAAAUUGUGCUGGUGGUUGCACAAUCUUGUGAAUAUACUAAAAACUACUUCACUGUACAUAUGAAAUGGGUAAAACUGUACAGUAUGUGGAUUACAUUUCAAUGAAGUUGUUAUUAAAAAGUAAAAAAAAAAAAUGGCACUUUUGGCCACUUUUUUUUUUUUUUCUUGGCUAUUCUUACAUGCCUUAAAACUUGAUCUUUUCCUGGUAUCCACCAUUUUUUCUACCUCCCAGCACAUCUAUAGUUACAAAUGAUCAGCUCUGUGACUUUGGGCAAGGAUUAGACCAGAAUAAUCUCAUUUUACCAGGUUAUAAUACUUGAGGUUAUUCAACUAGAUUAUAACCUUCUUGAAGGCAGAAAUCUUGUUUUAGAUACAAUAAAUUUUGAGAACCACCACUGUAUUAGUGGAGCACUCAUGAUGCAGUGGUCAAGAGUUUGGCUGCUAAACAUAAGGUCAGCAGUUCAAAUCCACCAGCCUGUCCUUAGAAACCCUAUGAGGCAGUUCUGCUCUGUCCUAUAGGGUCGCUAUGAGUUGCCGCUGACUCAACAGGCAAUGGGAUAAAAUAUCACAGAGUGCUGAGUAGACACUAAAUGCCCUGUAAUUAGUGUUUACUGAUUCCUCUUUAUCUCCUGUAAUUAAUUUGCUUGACUUUAUUUGAAAUGGCUCCAUAACUGAUUCCAUUCUCUCUAUUCUACUGCUGCUGUCAAGUCCUCAGGACUUUGGGCCUAGAUUACUACAGUAAAUGCAUUUGUUGUUGUCCUUAUAUCCCUGCCUUUAUCUAACCGCUUGUCUAAGCUACCACUUUAUUCAGAAAUAGUCCACAGCUGCCCAGUGUCCUCAGGAAAAGCUUCAAACUCCUUUAUCUUCAAGGCCGUCCACAGUUGGAUCUAUUUACCUUUAUUUUCCAUUACUCUUCAAAACAAAAACAUUGCACAUGUGGUCAGGCCUAUCCUUUGUCCCUCUUCUUACACUUGGCUUUCUUUCAAACUAUUCCAUGGCACCCUUUUACAUGUCCUACUUUCUCCUUUGUACCUCCAGAAAUCCUAUUCAGCCUUUCUAAAAGGCCCUGCUCAAGUCCUGACUCCUUUGUGAUACUUUCAGUCUCACACCUUCUUAGAGAUCCUUUGCAGUGAUGCUCUGCACUAUUCUACUUCAUUCAACAUUUUCUUAUUCUGUUCUCAGGUUCUUUCGGGUGUGCUAUUCCAUAGCUGGUUUGAAGUUAGAAACUGUCUUAAAUAUAAGUGCCAGUAAUAAAUACAUAAUACCAUGCAGACUUGGACUCUUAUUUUAAUCUAAACCAGGAAGGUUUGAUUUAACAGUGCUAUUUCUUCUGUCUUUUGAAUGGCAAGAAAAUCUCAUAAAUAUUUUGGGCUCUUUUGUCCUACCUUGAAUUAUGUACAUUACUUACGAGGAUGAAAAAAAAAAAAAGAUUCUCAACAAGAUGGACUGACACACUGGCUGCCAACAGUGUGCUCAAAUAUAGCAACAAUUGUGAGGAUCACACAGGACCAGGCAGAAUUUCCUUCUGUUGUACAUAGGGAUGCUAUGAAUCAGAACCAACUCAAUGGUACCUAACAACACUUACUCUUGGGACGGAUUCUUCUUUAGAGUUCAAGGGAUGCUGACCCCUUGGCUUUUUCUUCAUGGGGUUGUAAGGAUUAAGUGAGUUUAUUCAUGUGAAGUGAUGAAAACAGUGCCUGGCAUAUAGUAAGUGCUCAAUAAAUGCUAAGUUGUUAUGAUUCCACUGUUUCACAUCUACCAGUAGCCUUUUACCUCUUUGUCUGCAGGUCUUUGACUCCAUUACCAGUAAUUACUGGAAACUAGGACCACAAUGAAAUAAAUUAAAAGGUACCUCCCCUAACUGUCAUAGUAAGUAAUAGCUGUCUUUUUUUUUUUUUAUAACUAAACGGUAUUGAAAUUUAUAGAAGACAGCUUAUAAGUACAAUAAGAUAGAAAACCAAAAACACAUACAAAUCAGCAUUAGAGAAGGCAGAAAAUGCCAAGAAGCUCAAGAUCAGGAUAAGCUAUGGUAUCUGACGCAUUUAUUCAGUUUGAGAUACAAGCUGAGCAUUCUGGCAACCAAAGUCAGGAGAUAAUUUAUGUUGUUAAAAAAAAGGGGGGGGGUCCAUUCCUCAAGGAAAGCAUAACUUUUUCUAAUAUUUAGAUUUAAGAUAAAUUUCUCCACUGGCCUUUAUAUUCAUACAGUAAUUACACAAUGCCCUCAGUAGUACACAAAUUAUAUAUCCUCCACAACACCAAGGAAACCGUAGGUUCUCCAGUGAAUAAAUAUUUAGUUCAUAGUAGAAGGCCCAAAGAGGCCCAGAGGUUAGAAGGAGCAGCAGUUGUAGAGUAUAUUAGAUAAUCAAGUGUUACCAGGUGGCAGAAGAUAAGUUCUUUGCAUAUAUUUGAGUCACCACAGGUUAGAAUGUGGAAACUGCAGUUUUUGUUAGCUGCCAUCGAGUUGAUUUUCAACUCAUAGCGACACCAUAUAAUAGAGUAGAACCGCCCCAUAGGGUUUUCUAGGCUGUCAUCUUUACCAAAGCAGAUCGCCAGCUCUUUCUCCUGCACAGCCACUGAUUGGGUUUGAACCACCAAACUUUUGGCUAGUGGCUGACAGCUUAACUGUUGGACCACCAGGGCUCUUAAUUGAAGUUUAAAACCAAAAAACCAAACCCAUUGCCAUCUGAUUCCAACUCACAGCCGCCCUAUAGGACAGAGUAGAACUGCCUCAUAGGGUUUCCAAGGAGCGGCUGGUGGAUUUGAACCUUUUGGUUAGCAGCCAAGCUCUUAACCACUGCCCCACCAAGGGCCAGGAUUUGUCCCCAGUUCUUCUGAUUUAAGUACUGGACCUCUUUAGCUGAACCCUGGCAGCUGGGCAAGAGCUGGAAAAGAAAAGGAACUGUGUCAGUAAAGGCAUUAAAAAAAAAAAAAAGGCAUAAAGAUGAGAAAAUGCCCUCGGUGUGUUGCAGUAGAUGAAGAGACUAAAUUGCCUAAGGCAGGGUGUUAACGAUGUUAAAUGUGUGAAAGUUGAUUUGGAAUUGGAUAACUACGAGGGAAUGACAGGAGGUUUUUAAUCACAGUAGUUAAGUUUGGCAAAAAUCUGGUACAGGAGACAAGAUGGUUUAGAAGUGAGAGAUAGUAGGCAGAAACUAGGUGGGAAGCAGAGUUUUAGAAUAUACUGGGGAGUGGAGAGCAGCCACAGAUGAGGAAACAAUGAAGGAAAGAGCUAGUGAAAUUGGUGACUAAAUACGGAUAAUGAAGGAGAGGGACCAGUGGCUACAUUCCUUAUUUGGUAUUGUUACUUAAUUUUCAUGUAAAUUACUAGUGCAGCCAGGGAGGGAUUUCUGAUAUACACGCACCAGUUAGUCAAAAACACAAAAGUCCAGGUUGAAUGGCUGGUUACCUGCACCUUUAACAAGUCAACAAGGAGAACCAAAAAUUUAUGAUAAUUUCUGGUAAUGGAGUCCCGUGAGAAGGUAAGAGAGAUGCGGAGUGGGCUGUCCUAUUUUAAGGAGAAACAGAUGCAGCCAAAAUCACUGUGAUUAAGCUCACGCUUAAGAGGGACCAGUCCCUGGACAAGGACAUCAUCCGUGGUAGAGGGUCAGCAAAAAAGAGGAAGAACCUGAAGGAGAUGGAUUGACACAGACAGUGGCUGCAACAAUGGGCUCAAACAUAGCAACGAUUGUGAGAAUAGCGCCAGACCGGGCAGUGUUUCCUUCUGUUGUAUAUAGGGUCGCUAUGAGUCGGGGAUCCAUUCCGCGGCCCCUAACAACAAGCAGCUCACAUUGAAGCAGGGCCUCUUCAAAAUAAUCCCCUACAUUAGAGGCCCCCCAUCUAGGCGCUUUUCCGCGAGCCCUCGGGAGUAGCCAGAUAAAGACACUGGUUGAGGCCCACCGCCUCCGUUCCUCUUUGCUGCCUGAUACCCACCUGCCCCACCCAUCUUUCGGGAUUCGCAAUGGAGUAAGGAGACGCGUGGAGGUGCUCCUGUCCUUUCCCGGCCGCCGUAGGCAGACGGAGACUGUCGUGUGCAGCCGCGAGUCACAAUGGCCGCGAGGGUUACUGCUAGAAGCCACUGGGACGUGGGCGGACGGCCUUCCCAAACUCCGUUUUCCCGCUUCCUGGGAGUUGGGGGGAGUGCUCCGAAGCAAAAUUCGCUAAAGAGCUCGGAGGGGACCGGUGCUGCGUCGCCUGCGGAGCGUGGUCCAACUAGGUUCCCCACGCGGCGGCCGGCCCACUGGCCCGCCGGUCUACGGCACCGCCGGAGUACAAGCGUCACCCAGAGUCGGCGAGGUCACCCCCUGGGUGCACGCGGCUGAGGGCCGAGCCGGGCCGGUGAGUGCCUCGCCUACCACUGGACUCGCUUUGUUUUCUAAACCAAUAGCUUACUAUUUUUUUUUAAGAGAGUACAGAACUAGGGGUCGGCACAUGUGGCUUCUAGUUCUGGCUUUACCUUCUGUGAGAAAGGGUGUGAACACGGCUUAAUUCGUGAAUGCAGCUGGGGCAACCGUAAAGCGAGACCCGGAAUACUACGCCACCUUGUUGUGAGAAGGAGGAAAUGUUUAGUUACUACAGAGUUGUGGGAAUAGCAGGUGAGUUGUGCGGUUUUAUUUUACAAGAGAACUAUUCCUUCAGAUUUACUAACUUCUGAAUGAAAAGUGGCUGAGGGUGGUAUGGUAUUUAGAAGAUUAAAAAAGUAAUAAACAACGUAAAGGUGACGUUUUAACAAAGAUUGAGAAAGUGGUUAUUUAACAAAAUGUUUGGAAACAUAUGGUAGCUUUGUUGCCAAAAGCCAUUAAACUGUGUCACCUACAAAAACUCUAUGCAAUUUAAAAACAUUAAAACAAAAAUUAACUUCUAAAUAAAGAAUUUUUGCGGAGCCUGCACCUAUCUGUAAAAACUAUUAAAAUUCAACACCUUCUGAUUGGUUUGCAAGAGCAACUUAAUUCACACCAGGAAAGAGAAAUUUCCUGGCAGAAUCUCCACACAAAUCUCUGCUUACAAAUGGAAUUGGAAAAUUAGCAUACUGAUGUGGUAAGUAUAGGUAACAAUGCACUUUUUUAAAUUGAAACCACGUUUCAAAAUAAAUUGAAUUUGGAAUCAGACCUCCAAAUUGCAGUUUCAAAAAGCAUUGCCCAGCCCACCCAGUGCUGUCGAGUCGAUUCCGACUC
Molecule: messenger RNA, 14979 nt
Organism: Loxodonta africana (African savanna elephant)
Lineage: Eukaryota; Metazoa; Chordata; Mammalia; Proboscidea; Elephantidae
Gene: ZNF391
Product: zinc finger protein 391
Exons: 2
Coding region: 7661-8701 (346 amino acids)
Biological process (GO): negative regulation of transcription by RNA polymerase II
Molecular function (GO): DNA-binding transcription repressor activity, RNA polymerase II-specific
Source: RefSeq, a predicted model, not a curated record